UUCCCGCAACAACGUUAACUACCAAGGUUGCAGUUACUUUCGUUUUUCCUGUAAUUAAUGUGUGGCCUUUACUUGUUCGGCAGUGAUUAUAUUCAUCGGAAAAUAUAAUCUCAAUUCUCAACAUGGAUAAUUCGGUGUUUAACAACGGAGAUGUUCACUAUAAUCGAACUUGCUCCUCCUAUUCAUGUUCUUCUCAAAGGGAUGUCCGCUACAGAUGUGGUACUUGCGGGUACGAGCUUAACCUAUCCUCGUCUAACCGGAACACCUCAUCCAUCGGUUCUAAAUAUGGGAAAUCCAUAAAGCGAGGUAUUAUAUCAUUCUACAAUAUUGAUGAUAGCAGAUUUACCCAGUUUGAUGAAAUUGAAUGCACCCCCCGUUUUUCUAAGCGCUCAUGGGGUUUGUUCCGCCGAAAAACUAAGCUUCUUUGUCGUAAGUGUUGCAACCAUAUUGGAAACGCCUACAAUGUUCACACUUCAUCCUUUUUUUCUCUUGCAUCAAACGGGACAAGACCAUCUCCUGGCUCCGAAGCAUCGAAUCAUAUGAAAUAUGACAUUCGCAUUCGUGCCUUACAGCCUUCAUCAUCUGAAGAAUAUGGAAUCUCUGUGUUAGCUUGAAAAUUUAAGUACGUUGUGAAAAUUUUAUUGUUCCUUCGUAGAUAGUAAUCAGCAGGGACAAGGAGAGGUUGGGAUUUCAUUAUUAAUAUAGGAAAGUUCUGUUUUAGCAAGGGCUUUGUGUUCCCCCUUCUCUUUCUAUCUGAAGUGUGAUUAAUAUAUAUACUCGUAUAUAAGAGUUGUAAUUGUAAGAAUUAAAUUGAAAUGAGUUACAGGUAGGGGAUGUUUGGGAAGUUAAUUAAAUUCGCAAAACUUCAGAGAGAGAAUAUUUAUAGGUCGUGCUACGAAUAGACCACAAGUUAUCUAGCACUGAAUAGCCAGUUAUGGGAGUGUGUUGUUCCUAC
Gastrolobium bilobum is the source of this 955-nucleotide messenger RNA. RefSeq lists its product as uncharacterized. The transcript is spliced from 2 exons. NCBI's taxonomy places the organism in Eukaryota, Viridiplantae, Streptophyta, Magnoliopsida, Fabales, Fabaceae. The record is from RefSeq and is a predicted model, not a curated record. The coding region runs from base 123 to 614 and encodes 163 amino acids.